Messenger RNA from Bradysia coprophila, 2155 nucleotides. Its product is annotated as HEAT repeat-containing protein 3. NCBI's taxonomy places the organism in Eukaryota, Metazoa, Arthropoda, Insecta, Diptera, Sciaridae. The record is from RefSeq and is a predicted model, not a curated record. Gene Ontology annotation, biological process: protein import into nucleus; ribosomal large subunit biogenesis.
UUUUUUAUCUGUCAAAUAAAAAAGAGGCAACGUGGGUCGAGUUCACUGCGCGAUAUUAUUAAAUUUAUCAAAUAAUUUGAUAUGCUCAGAAGGUUGUAGUGACAGAAUCGAAAACUCAAAACAGUCAGUCACCGGUUAAGCAAUGGGUAAAACCAAAAAAUCGAAGCCCAAAGUGGCCGCAGUAAAUCCAAUUGGCAUUCCCAGCGUACGCGAUUUCAAUGAAGAAUUAUUGGCUGCAGAGGACCACCCGCAUGGUCCAAUUGCCGCGAUGGUCGAUCAAUUGCAAUCAAUUAGUGUGGAAGAGAAAAUGUGUGCACUGCAAUCGUUGUCGUUUUUGUGCCAGAACCGUCAACGAAUACCGGAGAUCGUUCAAAGUGACAUCGUCAAAACAAUCGCCUCAUGGUUGAUGGAUCCGUGCAAGAGUAUUAGAAAUGCCACCGCCGGUGCACUCAGAAAUUUGUCAAUGAAUGGAAUCGACGUUUGUGAAAAUCUGGUGGAACAGGAUGUUCUUACACCGCUGUUAGCCCUGUUGAAUGAGUACGCCAUUUCGUCGGACUGGGUGCCCCAUUUCGAUAAUAAAAUGAACAAUCAAAUGGACGAGGCAGCCGAUACAUUUCUGCAAGCGAUCAAUUUGGUGUGGAACUUGUGCGAAAGUACCGGAGUCGCUUUGAGCAACUUCAACCAAACGAGAAUAGUUCAGAGUUUCAUUCAGUACCUCGACUACAAAGUGUUUGGCCUGGAUAUUUCCAUCGCCGUAGCUCAGUGUUUGGUGGUCAUAACAGAGGACAAUCCGGUGGCAUGGCAAAUUCUCAACGAUUAUGUCCAAGAAUUGUUAUCACUGCUGUCGAUUCCCGAGGAAGGACAUGCCUACACACUGCUGAGCACACUCUCGGCAGCAAUAUGUGCAAAUAUUCCGGCAUUCUUAGCGCCCCAUUUAAAUCUAAUCUUCGUCACACUCUCGAAAACGCUCAACAUCAACCACAGAACGAUUUUGGGUGGUGUUAGUAGUGUCAUACCACUCAAUGUAAAUAGAAACGAACUGUUCGUAACGGAAGACUCGAAUGCAAUGGAAGAGGAGUCAGAUGCACAGGCGAGUUUGAGACGACGAAAACAGGACAUGCCAUCAGAAGUGGAAAUUGAGGUGCAAAAUGUGGGCUGGCUGUUGGAAGCGCAACGCGUAGGCGCCGAAACAAUAACCAACAUUUGCACGAUCGAGGACGAAGACAAGUCUGACGAUGUGGAAGACGAUUUGUCCGAUGCGGAAAGUGUUCACGACUAUGACAUGGCAUCAUCGCAUUCCAGCUCCAAUCUGCAGAAUACCGACAAACUACCCAGCGAUGUGCUCGAGGCUGUUAAAUCGCUCGGAUUGGUCGAGAAGACAUGGCAGCGAGCCCAACCGAUUGCUGAUAACGUAGCGGACAUAUUGAGAGAAGCGGAACAGUCGUUGCUCAACAAGGUGAAAAAAAUGCGGAUUUCGUCGCUCCUCUGCCUACACAAUCUGUGUAAUUUGAUGACCACCGAAGAUCUAGGUGGACCAACAGCCAUUUACAAUGUCUGGCUAGAUUUGGGCCAACAGGUCUUCCAGGGAACGCAGAACACCGACAUCCUGGAAGCGUCCACAUCACUGAUGCGAGCAGCGCUCGAUCAUCUCAAGUACAGUCCGGAUUUGUUCAACAAAAUGACUAACAACGACCUGCAACUCAUGCUAAAUGGCGUGCAAAUUUGCGUCGAACCGGAAACUCGUGCUAAUUGGCUGAGAAUGCUGGGCGUUCUUGGCUGUUUGUUGCCGGAAGUGCUAGUCAAAACCAUCAUUACGUUUAUCGUGGACGCCAGCCUACAGGAACAGGAUGCAUGGGCAAUAUCGGAGGCGAUGGACGCACUGAUGGAUAUUUUCUCGGACAAUGACUGGGAGCAAAUCGUUCAUGAGUUGGGUUUGGUGGCAAAGGCGAAGCAGUUGGAACGUGUGCUCAAGAAUAAGAUACAGCAACAGAAACGAGAUUUGGGCGACCGGUAUUCGGCUGUUUGUACGGUGCGAUUGAAUUUGUCGAGAUUCACCGAGUACAUGAAGUCGCAACAGCGAAAAUAUAAGCCCAAAUAGACGUGUUAUCGAAGAGGAACGUUUUAAUGCAAAUAAAUUUCUAUCAUUGUGUGAAAA